Messenger RNA from Oncorhynchus gorbuscha (pink salmon), 1503 nucleotides. RefSeq names its product glycerophosphodiester phosphodiesterase 1-like. NCBI's taxonomy places the organism in Eukaryota, Metazoa, Chordata, Actinopteri, Salmoniformes, Salmonidae. The record is from RefSeq and is a predicted model, not a curated record. Bases 383 to 1378 code for a protein of 331 amino acids. Gene Ontology annotation, molecular function: phosphoric diester hydrolase activity. Gene Ontology annotation, biological process: lipid metabolic process. The transcript is spliced from 6 exons.
ACCUCUCUCUCUCUCGUCUCUGCUCCAUAGCAACGACCUCUAGAUCGGUGUGUACUAUGAACUAGAAACCGACUGAUGCUCUCUCCUUUCAAAUCUCGGAUUCUGCAACAUCCCAUCGCAAUAUAAUAUGGUGUGUUUUUAUUUUGUGAAGCUGGAGCAGUGAGUCGGCUGUGUCUGGAAUUAUGCGUAAUUGAACUUAGUUUUUUUUUGCUGUGUCUGGUAGUUACCUAAGCGCAUGCAUCUCGGUCUCAACUUGGAAUCUCACACCAGCAAGGAACUAUCAUUCGGUGAUCAAGUAGAUCGAUCAAAUAAAUGAGGAUUGAGAACAGUGACAGUGUAUUGAUUUUAUCAUUGGAGACAUUUUAAUCAACGCUUCUUAACGAUGUUACAAAUUGGAGACGAAGUGUAUUUCUCAGCGGUAUUUCUGCUGGUUCUAUUCGGGACCAGGAGCGCGAUUGGAGCAUCGGCCGUCACCGCAUCCAUUUACGUCUUUAUCGUGAUGUUUCGGUUCCCACAAGUGCCGGCUGACCAGGCAAGUCAGGUGCUGCGGCCCACUGGCCUUGCGAGCGCCGGCGUCCCGGUUGUUGCGCACCGGGCAGGGGGACACGAUGCUCCGGAGAACACCAUUGCAGCGAUCCGAGAGGCCAGCAGGAAUGGAGCCACAGGGGUGGAGCUGGACUUGUGCUUCACUGCAGAUGGAGAGGCAGUGCUGAUGCACGAUGAGACGGUGGACCGCACCACCAACGGGACGGGAGCGGUGGACACGCUGCGUCUGGCAGAGCUCAGGACGCUGGACGCCACGGGAAAACACAGGCUCAGGGAGAAGUUCAAGGGGGAGAGGGUGCCAACGCUUCAGGAGGCAGUGGAGGAAUGCAUCAACCACCAGCUGACCAUCUUCUUUGAUGUCAAAGAUCAACCUGAUAAGGCAGCUGCAGCCCUAGGAGAGAUGUAUCACAAACACCCUGUCCUCUACAACUCCAGCAUGGUCUGCUCCUUUCAACCUAAAGUUAUCUACAAGAUGCGCCAGGCGGACCCUGGGGUGGUCACGGCCCUGACCCACCGGCCCUGGAGCCUCAGUCGCUAUGGCGAUGGAACACCCCGGUCCCUGUCAACGUGGACAAACUAUUGGCUGGGAGUUCUGGAUGUGCUGCUGGACUGGGCCCACCAUCACCUGCUGUGGAACCUGUGUGGCGUCUCAGCCAUCCUCAUGCAGAAGGACUUCAUCUCCCUAGACUAUGUCCAGUACUGGGCAGAGCGAGGGGUGGAGGUGGUGGGCUGGACCAUCAACACGGCCGUGGAUAAACAGUACUACCAAGAUGUCCUGAAGAUCAGCUACAUCACUGACAGCCUGAGGGAAGACUGUGAGCCUCACUACUGACUGACACACAACACACACACAGUUCUAGACUACUACCUAACAACGUGUAGUUGUACAAGGACUCAGACCUCACUAUCAUAGGGAAUAUGACUAUGGAGUAUGAAUGUACAGGACAGUACACAUCC